Messenger RNA from Clarias gariepinus (North African catfish), 4647 nucleotides. It is a transcript of the gene gpr179, whose product is annotated as G protein-coupled receptor 179. Lineage: Eukaryota; Metazoa; Chordata; Actinopteri; Siluriformes; Clariidae. Gene Ontology annotation, biological process: G protein-coupled receptor signaling pathway. Gene Ontology annotation, molecular function: G protein-coupled receptor activity. Gene Ontology annotation, cellular component: membrane. The transcript is spliced from 11 exons. The record is from RefSeq and is a predicted model, not a curated record. Bases 1 to 4647 code for a protein of 1548 amino acids.
AUGAAGAUGAGCCUCCCAGACAAACUGCUGAUCCUACUCCUCCUUUCUUCUCUGCUUUCUGCCCAACUCAGCCACAGUUUUAACUUCAGGACUUCUUCUGUCCAGGAACCCACUCCAUCAGCCUCCAACAUAUGCUCUACAGUUGAAGAGGAACUUGCUGCCAGCACACAGCCUCCCAAUGUGAGCACAGAUCCUCAAGUAGAAGUAGAAGAGGAAGACUGGUUUGUGCCUGAAAAUUACCUCUAUAGUGGCAAUGCCUCUCUCCUAAGUUCCUCACGCUGUCAUAAUUCUUUCCAGUUGUCUGCUCAGCAUGGUGCUAUCCCACAAGAUAUCAAGGACCUUCUCAACCAGCCUACAGUGUCCUUGACUAAUGCUGUGAACUUCCUUAACCUUAUCUUUCAGGCAAGUGAACUGAGGGAGACUAGUGUAAGGGAGGACAUAGACUGGUACCACGCACUGAUCCGAUCUAUGGUUGUUGGUGAAAGGUCUAGACUGGUGAGACGUGCUCUGCUAAGCUUUGAUGCUGAUCCUUCAGCUCCUCAACCACAGUUGAUUCUCUGGGCAUCCAAGAGCUCAUCUCAAGACAUCUACCUCCAGGACCUCACUUUAGCCUGGGAAAAACUUCACUUAUUGCCCCAUGGCCUUAAUCAGAGCUGGUUCAACUUACUGAAAUCAAACAGCCUGUCUUCUACCCUGUCCAAACAAAUCCUGCUCAAUGACCUCAGCACCCUGGAUACUCCCAAGUGGGCACAUGGGGGCACCUUUGUAACGAAUAGCAGUGGACUGCAGUGGGGCGAGGGCCCAUUCUUGGAGUGUAAGGAAGGGCAUUUCCAGCCUGGGUGGCUACUUACAAUUUCUUUGCCAUUUUAUGGGCUGAAACCAGACCUCAGUCCUGAAUUCAGAGGCGUGAUCCGAGUAGAUGUGGAUAUCCAGGAUGUUGAUGUAAACCAGUGUGCCAUUGGGGAUUUCUGGUUUGCUGAUACACAUCAGUGCAACCGUACCAGCAUGGAGUGUGAGCCCAUUCCUAGCCAGGGGUUUCGUCUUGGCCAGUACUGCUGCCGAUGUAAAGAGGGAUACUACAGCCUGCCAACAGACACAGAUGACCAGUUAGAUGAAGUUUCCAGUAGUACCCAGGGGUGUUACCCUGUGAUUCCUUUGUGUGUGCCAUGCUGGCCGGGCUGUAAGCAGUGUCAAGAUGGCUCCCCAUGUUGGGUUCAGGAGGACUGGAACCUGAGAGCAGCCCUGCUAACUCUGCACAGCUUCUUCAUGGCACUUGUGAUUAUCAUCAUGCUGAGAGUGUACCAAUGCCGAAGGACAAGGCCGAUUCGAGCAUCUGGCUUCCUGUUGCUGGAGAUCAUUCUCCUCGGGUCUUUGCUCCUUUACUUUCCUGUCUUGAUAAUAUUUUUCAAACCCAGCACGUUUCACUGCAUCCUGCUCCGUUGGGUCCGUUUGCUUGGCUUCGUCAUUGUUUACGGCACUAUGACGCUGAAAAUGUACAGGGUUCUAAAUGUAUUCCUCUCGUGCACUGCCCAGAGAGUCCCCUACAUGUCCAAUGCGAGUGUGCUCAGGAUGCUGGGAGUGAUGGUGCUCACUGUGAAAUGGUUUUUGUGUGCCUGGACUAUGGGGGUUCUUCAAAACCAGGAUCGUAACAUCCCUCUGCUGAUUACAUUAACCACCUCAGAUGGGCAGAGCUUUAAAGUGUGUGAUUGGGACCGGUGGGAUUACAUGAUGGUCAUGGCGGAGCUGAUGUUCUUGUGCUGGGGGAUCUCCCUCAGCAGUGCGGUCAAGAACGUGCCCUCUGCCUUUCAUGAGCCCCGCUACAUGGGCAUUGCCAUCCACAACGAACUGCUCUUCUCCACCAUGUUUCAUCUGCUCCGGUUCAUAAAACAAUCUCUACAACCUGACUGGAUGCUUUUGCUGUUCUUCAUCCACAUACAUGUCACAAUCACUGUAACACUCGGCCUGCUGUUCUUUCCUAAGUUCCUUCACAUAUCUCGACUUAUAAAAGAGGAUAUUGCUUCAGAGAUAUAUGAGGAUGAAGUGGACCUGCGACGUUCAUGUUUACAUCUCAAUAAUAGUUUUACAUCUGGCUGCUGGAGCGACCACAACCUGGACCCCGAUGACAUACGGGGUGAGCUGAAGAAACUUUACGCUCAGCUAGAAGUCCACAAGACAAAGAAAAUUGGAAACAACAACCCACACCUGCAGAAAAAGCGCAGUUCCCGGCUCAUGCUUGGCCGAUCCCUUAUUAGACGGUUAGCUGAGAUCCCAGAGGGCAGGACCCGGCAGGGCAGCCGUAAAGAUAAAGAUGCAUCGGGAGAUGGAGGAGGAUCUUGCUUGGCAAAUUCUGGGAGCACCCGUGUCAUUAUGAGAAAUGAGACCGCAAAGGUGCCAUCAGCAGAGACUGAAAAGUGUGUGUCGGUGAAGGAUGUCUCAUUGAGAAAUUCUCCAGUGAAGAACUGUAUGAACAAAAGAGCCUCUGAGACUGAAUCCAUUGACACGGCACCACUUUUCUGCAAAUCAGUCAGCGCUCAAAACCUAGCUGUAGACAACAACUUUCUACAACCAGUGUCUACCCGGGUUCAGAAAUCGUUCAGUUUUCCAGAAAAGCACAGGGAUCAUUUCUCUCUUUCUCCUACAAACAGCAUGCUGGAUACAUCACAUGUUCUUAAAACAAAAUUUGACAAGGCUGAGGUUAAACAGGAAGAAUCUAGGGACACAAACCAAAAACACGCUAUUUGCACUCGGGUUGAGCAAGAAACCCUAAAACAGAAGUGUAAAUCAUCGACUGCACUUCUAUAUGUUUGCCCCUGGGAAUUUGCCUCCUCCUUGCCCUCUUCAUCCCCUCCCAUGGUAAAGGACGUGGAUUCAGAUGUUGAAUCUUCCAGACCAAAACCUCCAAUCUCCUCAAGUGCUCCAGGGUCACCAUAUAGCCUAAACAAGCCCAAGGCCCGCAGUGGGUUCUCUUUCCAUUCUGCCACACAGACCCUUAUUUUAGCAAAGGGUUUGGUGCCUAAAAAAGUGUGUGCCAAAUCUGGCUACAAAAAUUAUACCAGAGAGGAUGAGAUUACAUCACAACAGACCAGAUCAGCAACUCUAAGCAGUGAUAUGAAGUCAGUGAGAAAGCCACAACAAACACCAAUACGAUCUAGAACAAAAAUAAGAGCGUCCACAGAAAGGACUAUGAGUCUCGAGAGCAGCAGGCCAUUCUGGCAACAAGACAGAACUUCACUGACCAUUUCAAGAUCAAGAAUGAGUCAUUGGGAUGCUCCAACCAAGACUUGUCCUAGAAGCAACAUAGCUGAUAUUUGCCCUUGGGAAGUGAAUCAGCAAGAUGACUUAGGUUUUACUGAUGAUUAUUCAACUUGGAAUAGCAAGCAAAUGCAAAUAACAUCAGGGCACAAAGGUGUUUGUCCUCGGGAAUCCCUGGGAAUGUAUAAUAAACCUAGGAAAGGAACUGAACAACAGGAGAGCCAUACAGAGGCAGAAGUGUUCUCUUUCAAUGUAAAAAAAGACCCUGCCAAAUUAGUUCCCGAGGCAACAAAACCCACUGAAAGGGUUAUUUACGUAAAUGCUCACCCAGACACAAGGAAACAGAGUCUGGUGCGACAAGAGACGCUCCGAGCUGAGGUCUGUCCAUGGGAAACAAAUCAAGAGGUAAUGUCUGUUAAUGUAUAUCCCUGGACAUUAAAUGGCACGAUAGGAAAAUACUCUGAAACAAUAAGGAGCACUGAAUCAAAAAGUCUAACUGCAACGCCCAGCCCAAAGAAUAUCUUAACAAAACAACUUACCAGUGCUGCAAAUAUGGAGAUAUGCCCAUGGGAGUUUCCAGAGCAAUUACCCUGCUCAUUGGAAUCAGAAACGUUACCUAAAACAGAUGCUGAGAAACAAAGAGAUGAUAUGAAAAAUAAAGUAAUGCCAUAUCCACAGAAGAAACAUCUCACAAGCACAGCAGAAACAUGUCCGUGGGAUUUCCCAGAGUCCCCAUCUAUUGUCAAAGACGUCUGUCUUUUAGAGUCAGAGGAAGCUUCACUGAAAAGAAAACAUGAAGACAUGGGAUUGCAUUCACUAAUGGCAGUAACUAAGAAAGCUGAUAACUGUUCACAGGAAGCAGAGGCGACUGAGAGAUCAGAAAAUAUUAACAUAACAAAGGAGUCAGAUACAUCAGUCUUGCAAAAAGAUGGUGUGCAUGCCAAAUGUUGUCUUUGGGAAAACAUUACACAAGAAAGUGAACAGCCAGUGAGCCGGUGGGAAACAGAACAGUCGCCAGAACCAACUCAAAGUCAAAAUCUUCAACUGUUCAUAUGCCCUUGGGAACUAGAGGUCUUAGGAAAGUCCAAAACACAAUCAAGUGUGUGUGUGGAUGUUUGCCCUUGUAAAACUGAACAUCCAGCAGGUACGACAGAUGGAGUCACUGAAAAGAGAAAAGAAGAUACCAGUGCACAUACUGCACAGGGGGCGAAGGCUAAUCGCCCUCUGAUGCGAUGUGAUGCAUUAUGUCCGUGGGAAAUGAAAGGAGGAUCACAAGCAUCUGUUACUGAGCCUGACAACAACUCAGAUAUCUUCUCAUGGGAGGAACCAAUAGGGGAGGAAGAAAGUGAUGCAGAAACAGCAGCGGAGGCCUUCAUCUUCCCACCUGACUUAUAG